AUGUCUCUCCUCAAGCUGCCCAAUGAAAUCCUCAAAUCCAUAUGGGAUCAUUUAGUUUUGAGACACCAGCAGAAUUCGCUUAUCCAGUCAUCUCGCCAGUUGCACUCCGUUUUGAACGUUUAUCUCUACCGGGAUGCAGUGCAACGCGACCCUCUACGUGUUUCCCGAUGGGCAGCAAAGCACGGCCGCGAAGACACCUUGGAGAAGUUAGUGAGAGAAGGGCUGGACGUGAAGGAUGACCCCUCUAUGGUAUUACUCUUCGAGGCUGCCCGGUACGGAAGAGAUGGUAUUAUUCGCUUCUUGAUCCGACAUGGAGUUACGGAUUUAGAUACCAAGGAGGAUCGGGGCCAUAAUGGUGGUUCUGCGCUCUCUUUGGCUGUUCUCAUGGGCCGUGAAUCUGUGGUUCGCUUGCUACUACAGCAUCGCGUUGAUCUCGAGAGCAGAAACCUAUUCUGGGAAACUCCAUUACUGACCGCGGUAAAGUGUGGUUAUGAGCGAUUGGUACCUCUCCUACUCCAGGAGCGUGCUGAUCCCGAUGUCGAAGACGCACAGGGCCGAACUACGUUAUGGUAUGCUGUGGAUGGUCGUAAUAUGGAAAUUAUCAAACUCCUUACCGACCGAUUGCCCAAGUGUCGCAUUGAUCGAGGCGUUGUGAAUGGCACCACCCCAUUGCUCCGAGCCAUCGAAUUGAACAAUACGCAGGCAGCCAAGCUGCUGCUCGAAGCAGGAGCUCAGAUUGACCCAUUGAGCAAGUUUAAUCUCCCUUUUGAUUCAGUGGAUGAUGACCUGUGGGCUCGCCUGCACGGCCUGACUUCGGCUCAGGCGCGACUCAUCAUGCAGCAGUUCAGCGCGGUGGGCUGCGAGGUAGAUAAACGACACGGAACAGCAUUGCAAAUGGCGAUAUACCACAACUUGAUAGGAGUGGUACGCGUGAUACUCGACGAAGGCAUCGUGACUGAGGAGUCUGGGUCGUAUGCCGUAGCUUGGGCGACAAGUCGGGGAAACCAAGAGAUGGUCGAGCUCUUGUUACAUGAAUGUGUCGACCCAGAGUUUCCUAAGGCCUUAUUAUUUGCGGCAAUGCAUGGUCUUGAGGGAAUAGCUGAACGAAUAUUAGAUGUCAGUGCCGAACCAACCCCGUCCUCUAGGUCGGGUGUAUCGCCAUUGGAAUGGGCUGUCCGCCGUGGCCAUUACGGCGUGGUGGCCCUGCUUGUUGAGAGAGGAGCGGACCUUGAGCAACAAAAGCGAAAAGACCUAUUGGUACAUGCUAUACAGACCAAAUAUAGCAGGUUAUUCAGAGCUCUCGUUAAAGGCGUCGACAUGGACCAGGGCGAAUAUUUAAUCCUUCAGCCGCUCUUGAAGACUGUGGGUGAUUGGGUGCACAAUAAUGGCUAA
Messenger RNA from Aspergillus puulaauensis, 1392 nucleotides. RefSeq names its product ankyrin repeat domain-containing protein. NCBI's taxonomy places the organism in Eukaryota, Fungi, Ascomycota, Eurotiomycetes, Eurotiales, Aspergillaceae. Bases 1 to 1392 code for a protein of 463 amino acids. The record is from RefSeq and is a predicted model, not a curated record. The transcript has a single exon. Gene Ontology annotation, molecular function: protein binding.